AUGUUGACAUAUGCUAGCAUGAACAAAGGAGUGGGCCUCGGAGGUGGAGCCGGUGGCGGCAGUGGGCCGACUGCCGCUGCGGCGGCGGCAGCGGCACAAAAACAGAAAACCCUUCUGCAGAGAGUGGACACAGACAUUGGAAAUCUUGUUGACAAUUUUGGGUACAUAGUCAACGUGACUCGGGUUAAUGAUCCACCCGUGCGGAACUCCCAGGAGUCUUUCAUGAUGGAAAUGCAUGCGGCUAGAAUGGUUCAAGCUGCCGACUCACUGCUCAAAUUGGCGUCGGAAUUGAAGCAGACUGCAAUUUUCUCGGGAUUUGCAUCUCUGGAUGACCAUGUAGACCGGAGAACGCACGAGUUCAAUAAUUUGGCUGAAAUUACAAAUGGGAAAUUGUCGAGAAUUGGGGAGGAGGUUGCAGCUAACCUCAAGGAACUCGAGUCUCAUUACUACUCGGGAAAAGCACCGUUAGUAGUUCAAGCUGCUGCUGACUCGCUGCUCAAAUUGGCUUCGGAGUUGAAGCAGAUUGCAAUUUUUCUCAGAGCUGCACCAUGUAGACCGGAGAACGCACAAAGUUCAAUAAUUUGGCUGAAAUUACAAAUGGGAAAUUGUCGAGAAUUGGGGAGGAGGUUGCAGCUAGCCUCAAGGAACUCGAGUCUCAUUACUACUCGUCCGCACUCACCGUUAGUCCACACGAGGCUUCAGAGUAAAGGGAGGACAGAAUUGUAA
This is a messenger RNA of Striga asiatica, 726 nucleotides long. NCBI's taxonomy places the organism in Eukaryota, Viridiplantae, Streptophyta, Magnoliopsida, Lamiales, Orobanchaceae. The record is from the annotation of a GenBank genome assembly.